Anopheles marshallii is the source of this 1560-nucleotide messenger RNA. RefSeq names its product probable cytochrome P450 304a1. Gene Ontology annotation, molecular function: monooxygenase activity; heme binding; oxidoreductase activity, acting on paired donors, with incorporation or reduction of molecular oxygen. The record is from RefSeq and is a predicted model, not a curated record. The transcript is spliced from 4 exons. Bases 1 to 1560 code for a protein of 519 amino acids. NCBI's taxonomy places the organism in Eukaryota, Metazoa, Arthropoda, Insecta, Diptera, Culicidae.
AUGAUAUUAUCAACGAUGGAUUUAAUUCUAGCGGCACUGGUCGUACUGAUCGUUUCGUACACGAUAAGGUACGUGCUGCACCGUCCAUCCGCAAGAUUUCCACCUGGACCACCGAGGCUUCCACUACUCGGCAGCUAUCCAUUCCUGCUGGCACUUAACUACAACCAUCUGCAUCGGGCCGCUGCCAAGCUAUCCCAGCUGUACAACAGCAAACUCGUCGGGUUGUAUCUCGGCCCACAUCCAGCGAUCGUGGUGAACGAUCACGACACCGUACGUCAGGUGCUGCAGCGCACUGAGUUCGACGGGCGGCCAGACCUCUUUCUCGCCCGGUUACGCGACGAACAGUACGCACGACGAGGCAUUUUCUUCACCGAUGGCGACAGCUGGCGGGAGCAGCGAAAGUUUUUCCUGAAAACGCUCCACGAGUACGGUUUCGGUAGGCGCAGCGAUGCUGUGGAGCAGGACUUGCAGACCGGUCUGCUGGAAGUGAUCGCACUGCUCAAGGACGGCCCACAGCACGAACACGAACGCACCGUUGUGGACGGUACGCCGACCGGAAAUGCCCACUGUCCGCAGCUGUUUUUUGCCCUCUACUCUAACGUGCUGUUGCGCAUGCUGACCGCAACCCGUUUGGAGCGGGAAGAUCAAGCGGUGCUGUUCGAUGUGGGCAAAUGUUCGCUUGCUUUCCAUCGGCAGGGUGACGAUUAUGGACUGGCGUUAAGCUACAUCCCCUGGAUACGGCAUGUGCUGCCGGGAUGUAGUCGCUAUCGCUUACUGAGGCAGGUGAACCAACAGGCGAACGGCGUUAUUCGGGCGCUCGUGGAAAAGUGUGAACAAUCGUACAAUGAGGAUGACAUCCGCUGCUUUAUCGAUGCGUACAUACGUGAAAUGCGCCGUACUGGCGGCAAGCCGACGAGUGGCAGUGAUGCAUUUGGGUUUGAAUAUGAUCAACUCAUCAUCGGUUGUGCUGACUUCCUGGUUCCGGCGUUUUCUGCCAUACCGGCCAAACUUGGUCUCAUACUGGAACGACUCGUAGCCCAUCCUUCCGUGGUGGAACAAAUGUACGCCGAGAUCGAGCAGCACGUGGGUCUAGCGAGGUUGCCCCUGUUGGACGAUCGUGCCCAUCUGCCGUACUGUGAAGCCGUCCUGCGCGAAGCACUGCGGAUCGAUACACUCGUACCGUCCGGCAUUCCCCACGUAGCCACCACCGAUACCGAGCUUGCCGGGUUCCAAAUUCCCCAGGGCACACUGAUCAUCAACGGCUUGGAUUACGUCAAUCAUCAGGAGGAUGUGUUCCCGGAACCGUACACCUUCCGCCCGGAACGGUUCCUCAACGGUGAAGGUAACCUGGCCCCCGAACAGGAUCGUUCCGUACCGUUCGGUGCGGGUAAGCGCGUUUGUGCCGGUGAAACCUUCGCACGCAAUGCGCUCUUCCUCACGAUCACAACGCUCGUCCAGCAGUUCACCUUCACGGUGGAACAUACACCCGAUCCCGCUCGUCAUUUGACCGGUGUCAUCCGUACCGCGCCAGAUUUUAAAAUUAAGUUUACGGCUCGUUAG